UCAUUUGCAUGACUGGAAAAGGAAAACCAAUCACUCACUUAAAACACGCACACACAUCACUCGUCGCCACCUCGCCAGCUUUUGCUUUCCUUAUAUACGAAACGCAUUAAAAUGGUGAUGUUCAAGGUUUCUCGUGUGGAGACGACGCCGUACGAUGGCCAAAAGCCUGGCACUUCUGGUCUCCGUAAGAAGGUGAAAGUUUUCAUCCAACCGCACUACUUGCAAAACUUUGUUCAGUCGACAUUCAAUGCCCUUUCAGCAGAAAAAGUCAGAGGUGCAACUCUCGUUGUUUCUGGUGAUGGCCGCUAUUUCUCGAAGGAUGCCAUUCAGAUCAUAACUAAGAUGGCAGCUGCAAAUGGUGUAAGACGUGUUUGGAUUGGUCAAAAUGGACUGCUUUCAACUCCAGCCGUAUCAGCUGUGAUUCGAGAAAGAGUUGGUGUAGAUGGAUCCAGGGCGACAGGAGCAUUUAUAUUGACUGCAAGUCACAAUCCGGGUGGUCCUCAUGAGGACUUUGGAAUAAAAUAUAACAUGGAAAAUGGUGGACCUGCUCCUGAGGGAAUCACGGAUAAGAUAUAUGAGAACACUAAAACUAUCAAGGAGUACUUAAUUGCAGAAGAUCUUUCUGAUGUAGAUAUCAGCACAACCGGUGUCACCAGCUUUAGCGGGCCUGAGGGACAGUUUGAUGUUGAUGUUUUUGAUUCAGCAAGUGACUAUGUGAAGUUGAUGAAGUCAAUCUUUGACUUUGAAUCCAUCCGGAAGCUACUUACAUCUCCAAAAUUCACCUUCUGUUAUGAUGCACUGCAUGGAGUCGGUGGAGCUUAUGCAAAACCAAUUUUCGUAGAAGAGCUCGGUGCACAAGAGCGCUCAUUGUUGAACUGCACUCCCAAGGAGGACUUUGGGGGAGGACAUCCAGAUCCUAAUCUGACUUAUGCCAAGGAGUUGGUUGCCCGGAUGGGAUUGGGAAAAUUAGAUUCUGAAAGUGAACCUCCAGAGUUUGGUGCUGCAGCUGAUGGUGAUGCAGAUCGUAAUAUGAUCCUUGGUAAAAGGUUUUUUGUUACUCCAUCCGACUCUGUUGCCAUCAUUGCAGCAAAUGCAGUUGAAGCGAUACCAUAUUUCUCUGCUGGUCUGAAGGGGGUUGCCAGGAGCAUGCCAACAUCAGCAGCUCUUGAUGUUGUGGCUAAACAUCUGAAUUUGAAAUUUUUUGAGGUGCCCACUGGUUGGAAGUUUUUUGGUAAUUUGAUGGAUGCUGGAUUAUGUUCAGUAUGUGGAGAAGAAAGUUUUGGAACUGGCUCAGACCAUAUACGUGAGAAAGAUGGAAUUUGGGCAGUUCUGGCUUGGCUAUCCAUACUUGCCCACAAAAAUAAGGGGAAGCUUGAUGGAGAUAAACUUGUCAGUGUUGAAGAUAUAGUUCGCCAGCAUUGGGCUACAUAUGGUCGCCACUACUAUACUCGAUAUGACUAUGAGAAUGUGGAUGCAGGGGCUGCAAAGGAAUUAAUGGCACAUUUGGUCAAACUGCAGUCUUCUCUUUCGGAAGUUAACGAUAUUGUGAAGGGGAUACGUUCUGACGUGGCAAAGGUUGUCCAUGCGGAUGAGUUCGAGUACAAGGAUCCUGUUGAUGGUUCUAUCUCAAGGCACCAGGGUAUUCGUUAUUUGUUUGAGGAUGGUUCUCGAUUGGUCUUCCGCCUCUCAGGGACUGGCUCAGAAGGUGCAACCAUCCGUCUAUACAUCGAGCAGUAUGAAAAGGAUCCAUUGAAAACUGGGAGGGAAUCUCAAGAAGCACUUGCUCCUCUUGUGGAGGUUGCCCUCAAGCUCGCAAAGUUGCAGGAAUUCACCGGACGAUCUGCUCCAACCGUCAUUACAUAAAUUUAUACUGCCAGCUGGGAGUAUAAAUAUCAAAAGGUCUUCUAAAACAACUAAUAAGAUCCAUCUAGGCUUCCUAAGCAUCUGCCACUGCAGCCUUCACAGAGGCGAGUAUACUAUAAAUGAGUAUUGUUUACUCAAAGUAUAAGCGGAUCUUUAACUUUUGUUACUCAAAAAAAAAUUGAAGUUUUCUCGUAAUUUAUUACCAAUAUAAUAUUUUGACACUUCUUGAAAAA
Molecule: messenger RNA, 2096 nt
Organism: Tripterygium wilfordii
Lineage: Eukaryota; Viridiplantae; Streptophyta; Magnoliopsida; Celastrales; Celastraceae
Product: phosphoglucomutase, cytoplasmic
Exons: 19
Coding region: 112-1863 (583 amino acids)
Biological process (GO): carbohydrate metabolic process
Cellular component (GO): cytosol
Molecular function (GO): magnesium ion binding; phosphoglucomutase activity
Source: RefSeq, a predicted model, not a curated record